Malaya genurostris is the source of this 1759-nucleotide messenger RNA. RefSeq names its product out at first protein (gene oaf). Lineage: Eukaryota; Metazoa; Arthropoda; Insecta; Diptera; Culicidae. The transcript is spliced from 5 exons. The coding region runs from base 395 to 1237 and encodes 280 amino acids. The record is from RefSeq and is a predicted model, not a curated record.
AUCAUCAGUCUCCUUUUAUUCGUCGGUUCGUUCGGUUGGUUGUGCGGUGUUCGUGCUUUACGAUAAACCAAAUCGCCUCCCUUAUCCCGAUAGGAGAAGUGUACACUUGAGCAGUCUGUUUACUGUACAUACAUACAUACAUCUCUACUGUCUGGAGGACGAAAACAAAGUUGAUCCGGCUCAUAUUGUCAAUGAAUUCGAAUUGCUGAAGGAAGAAUUUUUUUUUUCCGUCAAAGUUAAUCAUUGCAGCGUUCUGCAGCUUGUGUGAAAUGAAAAAUCCUUUCGAAUGCUAGUGUAAACAGAGUGGGUAUUGCAUUGUCCGAUGCUCUACACAUGUCUUCGAAUAGUGCUCGACGGUGCAAUUCUGUAGCGUUCUGUGUGUGUUUUUGUCAAAAUGUAUUUCAAGUCGUGCAUUAGCCGAAAGAUAGUGAUUGGAUUGAUUUGUUUUCUUGUGCAAAUUGGCCAUGGGAUAAGCCAGCUGGUGAUAAACGUACAAAAUCAGGGAGGCGAGGUAGUGCAGGAGACAAUAACGUCCAGCGUGGGUGACGAUACGUGCACGCUGGAAUUUCAGCGAAGUGACGGAACACUGAUUACCAAACUAAUCGACUUCCGAAGCGAAGUUCAAGUGCUGAAAGCCCUGGUACUGGGAGAGGAAGAACGUGGCCAGAGUCAAUAUCAAGUUAUGUGCUUCGUGACUAAAUUCCAGAAGGGGGAUUUCAUCACAGCCGAUGCGAUGGCCAAAUUGCGACAGAAAAAUCCCAGCACCAUCCGGACGCCGGAGGAGGACCGCGGUAAGGAAAAUUACACGAUGACGGGCUGGGUGCAGCUGGAGCGAUCAUCACCCAUCUCCCGCCACAUAGCACCGCUGUGUUCAGAGGCUCAGGAUUCGACGUAUGCCCGGGACGUCGACCUGAAGGCGUGGGCCGAACUGCCAGGUUCAUCCAUCUCGAUUCUGGAAUCAGCAGUCAAACCGUUCCCCUCGGUAACGACCGGGAGUCCACCGUCGCGCUGCAGUGACGUGUCCGCCAUUUGGGCUCCGUGCAUCUGCACCCUGGAGAUGUGCAUCGGUUGGUACCCAUGUGGGCUGAAGUACUGCAAGGGAAAACCGGACAGUAAUCAGCUGCUGAAUGGCGGUGGUGGAAGUUCCAGCUACCGCUGUGGCAUCAAGACUUGCCGCAAGUGCCAUCAAUACUCGUACUACGUACGGGAAAAGCAGCAGUGCCUGUGGGAUGAAUGACCGCAAGUGGGCCACGGGGAGCAAUGCGAUCAAACCAACGACGAUUAUCAUCACCACCAACACCAUCAACUACCGGAGCAAUGCCAUCGAAAAGAUGGCAACGGUAAGCCACCGGAAACCGGGACGUGCACCGGCAGCGGCGGCUUCCACAAUCGAACAACGAGGUCAGCAACAUCGUCUAGAUGCGACAUUCACACUGUUAAACACAAAUCACUGGCAGCGACAGGGACAACUUCGAGUAGUAACGAUAGAGAUAGGACAAGUUAUAGUAAGAGUAAUAAUAGAACCACAACUAGUAUUAGGAGAUGGUCGGUAACAGCGGCAACCGAAACAAUCAGUGAAUUUAGUUUUUUACUCCAUGAUUAUAUGCCGGGAAUGCUCAAUCGCAACCGUCUGCGGUUCUUCCGCCGGCAAACCGACGGUAGACGACGGGUGGCAAUCAAAGCAGAACCAGAUCCUGUAACUCGUCUAACGGAUGUAGAAAUGUGUUUCGAGUUGAAUGAAAUUAUUUUAUAACACAAA